Molecule: messenger RNA, 3167 nt
Organism: Chanos chanos (milkfish)
Lineage: Eukaryota; Metazoa; Chordata; Actinopteri; Gonorynchiformes; Chanidae
Gene: tbc1d22a
Product: TBC1 domain family, member 22a
Exons: 13
Coding region: 1-1653 (550 amino acids)
Biological process (GO): activation of GTPase activity
Molecular function (GO): GTPase activator activity
Source: RefSeq, a predicted model, not a curated record
AUGUCAAGUGACGGCAAUAAAAAACAGUUCUGGAAAAGAAAUACAACGAAGGUGCCUGGCAGCAUACAACAUGUUUAUGGUGCUCAACAUCCCCCAUUUGACCCUCUCCUGCAUGCCAACUUAAUGAAAGCUGGAAACAAGCCACAAACAACACCAGGCAAGCCAAAGAAAGCGACCACAUUUCAGGAGUUUGAGAGCAUCACUAGUGAUGCUUGGGAUGUGGGAGAUGAUGACGAUGAACUGCUGGCAAUGGCUGCACAGAACCUAAACAUUGAAGUUGUCAUGGAGACAGCCAACAAGGUGAUUGAGAACCAUAGCAAGCUACAGGAGAAGCAGCAGCAGAGACAACGGCAGCAGGAAGAGGUUUUUGAGCCUGAAGAGAAAGAGGAAGAAGAUGCACAAGAAGAAAAAGAUGAGGAACCUGAGGAUAUUGAAGAAGAAAAGGAAGAAGUUGGUGAGACAACCACAGAGUUGUCAUUUCGGGCAGAGACCCAUCCGGGCAGUGACUGCCGGCUUGUGAAGUCCCAAAGUGAGGCACCAAUUGGCUCUCCAAAAGAGAUGCCAGGGGAGCGAGGAUCACUUCAUCGGCAACAGUCCCUCCCCCAUCGACCCGUCAUCCCGUUGGUGGCUCGAAUGGCGGAUCAGAACACAUCAGGCACACCAGCCAUGACAGAAAGAGAAGCUUCCAGACUGGAUAAGUUUAAGCAGGUCCUGGCUGGACCCAACACUGACCUAGAUGAGCUUCGAAAAUUGAGCUGGUCUGGAAUUCCACGGCAAGUGCGACCUAUCACUUGGAAGCUUCUCUCGGGGUACCUGCCAGCUAAUGCAGAGAGGAGAGAGAGCACUCUACAGAGGAAGAGGCAGGAGUACUUUGGCUUUAUUGAGCAGUAUUAUGACUCCCGCAACGAUGAACAUCACCAGGACACCUACAGACAGAUUCACAUUGACAUACCGAGAACUAAUCCUCUUAUUCCUCUUUUUCAACAAGCUUCUGUGCAAGAGGUCUUCGAGCGAAUCCUGUUCAUCUGGGCCAUCCGGCAUCCUGCGAGUGGUUAUGUGCAGGGCAUCAACGACCUUGUCACACCAUUCUUUGUUGUUUAUGUCUUUGAAUAUAUUGAGGAAGAGGUGGAAAAUUUCGAUGUUUCCAGCUUGCAGGAGGAAGUGCUGCGGAACAUUGAGGCUGACAGCUUCUGGUGCAUGAGCAAGCUGCUGGACGGCAUUCAGGACAACUACACCUUUGCUCAGCCGGGGAUCCAGAGGAAAGUGAAGGCGCUGGAGGAGCUGGUCAGUCGGAUUGAUGAGACGGUGCACCGGCACAUGCAGCAGUAUGAGGUGGAGUAUCUGCAGUUUGCUUUCCGCUGGAUGAACAACCUGCUGAUGAGAGAGCUGCCUCUGCGCUGUACCAUCCGACUGUGGGACACUUAUCAGGCGGAGCCAGAGGGGUUUUCACACUUCCACUUGUACGUAUGUGCUGCCUUCCUUGUGCGAUGGAGGAAAGAGAUUCUAGAGGAGAAGGAUUUCCAGGGACUCAUGAUCCUGCUGCAGAAUUUGCCCACCAUGCACUGGGGCAAUGAGGAGGUCAGUGUUCUCCUGGCAGAGGCUUACAGGUUGAAGUUUGCUUUUGCAGAUGCACCAAACCACUACAAGAGAUGAGACUGGCUUGUACCUCCAGUACAACUACUGCAUCGGAGGCCCUUUCCUGAGCCCAGGGUUUUCCUCUGGGCCACAGCUACGUUGAGAUUUCACUGAUGUGCUUUUUGGGAUUCUGUGUACUGCUACUGGCAACUCUUUCUAGACUUCUCCUCAUUAAUGCUGAUGUAUACACUCCAACAUCAUCUGUCUAUCAAUGUCAAACAAACCAAAAGAAGGAUCCACCUCCUGAAAAUAUGCAGAUGAAUUAAAUUGCAUUUUUUUCAUGUAGAUUCAUUUCUCUGCCCACAGCCACAAAAGGUUUCUUAGCAACAGAGAUUUUCUAGAAGUCUGGUUAUUUUUAGGCAUUGUAACUAGUACUCUUAAAGUUCAAAGCCCCUGACUAGUUUGUACAGAGCUGCUGAAUAAGUAAGACACCUGCGAUUUUUCAGAGGCCACUGUCUGGAUUUAAAACUGACAACAGAACGCGGUGGUCUCUGCUGCAAAGUAACCAAGAAAGGUGUAUUUAAAAUAGAAAUUCACUGUGUCAGAGACUACAGAGGUGACAGAGGUAAAGCAUUAACAAGACAUGAAUGCACAGUUGUAAGAUUGGUCUCAUAUAUAAUGUAAUCUCCUGUUAAGUAGAAUCUAUAAACACUUUAUUGUAACCUAGAUCUACCUCAGGGGCCAUAAAGGUGUUUUUUUUUUUCCUUUUCUUUUUAAUUUGCCUUAAUUUGGUUGCUUCAUUUUGGCCAAUCUCUGCAGAGGGAUAGGAGAUAUUGUAAUGAAUUAGCAUUUAAAAUACAAAUUUACUGCAGUUUUGAAUUCAGGUUCAUGUAAUACACCAGACUUGUUGCAUGAAACUGAUUUGUAGGCGUAUCCCUGGCAGUCAACUUUGGUUCAGUUCAGUUGUCAGGCUUUUACUUGUGUGCCAGUUCUACGAUUUACAACUCUGUGUGAUAGAAACUGCACUUGUUCGGUCCAUUUCCCUCUGGUUUGUACAAAAUAUAUUCUGAAUCAGUUUUUUAUUCUUUUUUUAAAUAUACUGUUUACAUGAGCCUGUUAAGUUGUGCCUAACUUAGAAAUAAUAUCAUUACAGAUAUUUAUUUUUCUUCAAUGAGAAUUUAAAGCUUUGGAAAGACAGAACGUUUUCAGUGUGAACAUUUGCUCAGUUUUUAGUGAAUAUAAAUGGUGAGCAAAGCACUGUUGCACCACUACUGAUUUCCUUAGAUUAAGGACAUGUGAUGUAAUAUAGAAAGUUCACCGGUGCAAAAGUUACCAUGAUGAUAACACUCACCAUCUCCAGUUAACCCUAAGACACACAAAAUGACUGUCUUACUUUUACCCCCUUUCUUUUUUCGUUGUUGGAGGGCUUCUCUUCUUCUUCUUUUUUUUUCUUUUUAACGUUUGAAAUAUUUCUGGAUACCAAAUUCAGACUGUUUCCAAGAAAUCAACUGUAAAACUGUAUUUCAGUGGAAGGAUUAGGUGAAAUCUUGAAUUAAAAUUGUGUACAGAGUGAAAUUUUUCAGAAAUCUGUA